Molecule: messenger RNA, 1556 nt
Organism: Chlamydomonas reinhardtii
Lineage: Eukaryota; Viridiplantae; Chlorophyta; Chlorophyceae; Chlamydomonadales; Chlamydomonadaceae
Exons: 5
Coding region: 93-1178 (361 amino acids)
Biological process (GO): coenzyme A biosynthetic process
Cellular component (GO): phosphopantothenoylcysteine decarboxylase complex
Molecular function (GO): FMN binding; phosphopantothenoylcysteine decarboxylase activity
Source: RefSeq, a predicted model, not a curated record
UUCCUGUUUAUUCUUUGCGCAAUGACACUCACCAGUUACCGAGUGAGGACAGUUUGUAAAUCGUAGAAAUUAGCGCUCCGUCGCGAUAGGACAUGGAACGGCGCCCACAAAUUCUGCUAGCAGCAACAGGAAGCGUCGCUAGCAUCAAGGUUGCGACGCUCUGCCGAUUGCUACUGGAGAUAGGCGACGUAAAACUGAUUGUCACCAGCUCAGCGAAGCAUUUCAUCAACGAGGACGAGCUGCCGGAUGCGGUGAAGCCGAUUCUAGGGGACGAGACGGAGUGGCGGCAAUGGCGCGCCGUGGGCGACCCCGUGCUUCACAUCGACCUGCGCCGCUGGGCCGACGUGCUGGUGGUUGCACCGCUGUCCGCCAACAGCCUGGCCAAGCUGGCAAACGGUAUGGCUGACAACCUGCUGACGUGUGUGGUACGUGCCUGGGACUUCCGCAAGCCCCUGCUGGUUGCGCCCGCCAUGAAUACGGCCAUGUGGGCGUCGCCGUUCACCGCUCGCCACCUAGACACGCUCACACAGCUGGGCGCCGGCGCUGGCAGUAGCAGCAGCAGCGGCGGCGGUGGCAGUAGCGCUGCAGCUGGAGCUAGCAGUGGCGGCUGUAGCACGGUUGUGGUGGUGGCGCCUGUCAGUAAGCGGCUGGCGUGCGGGGACGAGGGCACGGGAGCCAUGGCGGCGCCGGAGACCAUUGCGGCUGCCUGCCGCGCAGCGGUGCAGCGGGUGAGCUUGGUGGCACCGGAGCAUGCCCAGCAGCCGCAAACACAGCCAGAGGGGGCGCAGGACGGGCGGCAGGGCAAUCACGCAGGCACCCACGUGUCGGCUGGAGAUGCAGUGGCGUCCGGGUCUAUGGCAGUAGCGGCAGUAGCAGCGGAGGCAGCAGCAGUAGCAGCACCUGCGGCACCCAGCACCUCGGGGAGAGGCGGCACUGGUAGCGAGGCUGCGGCAGAGCAAGGGCACGCAGCGGACGGCACUGCUGGGCCAGACGUAUCGGGAGGCUCCAGGAAUGGCAGCGCAGAGCCGGCGGCGGCGGGUGCGGCGGCGGCGACGGUGUUGGGGGCAGGGCCAGGAGCAGGGGGCGAGGAAGUAAGGGCGGGGGUUGAAGGGCGCGCGCGGAAGCGGCAGCGGUGGGGCCCUGAACAGCAAAGGACGCAUGGCGCGGUGGCACUGUGAGGCGGCCUAGGUAUUGCUGGUGGGGCUGAGUCGGGCACGUGGGGACAAUCUUCUGUCAUCCCCGCUGCGAACCCAGAAGUAUGACUCUGUCUAUUGGCGGGGUCUCCAACAAUGUACAUGGCGCUAGGUUCUUUGGUGCGUGAAGCAGCAGCGGAAUUUUGUGGCAUGGUGUGGGUUCGGAAUCCUGGUUUGGGUGGAACAGGGCAGGGGGACCUCGCUGCCGCUGCUGUGGCGUAGGAGCAGCCUGCCAAGACUGCCACUUGGGGUGUUGAUUGAACCGGGUAUUGCUCAUUGCAAGUUGGGUUUGGUUUCGUCAAUUGGUUCCUUAGUCCAGGACACCCCUGGUCCAGGACUCCUAGUGUACAGAACACGGUGUUG